This is a messenger RNA of Argentina anserina (silverweed cinquefoil), 2827 nucleotides long. Its product is annotated as lysine-specific demethylase JMJ26-like. The transcript has 2 exons. Gene Ontology annotation, biological process: regulation of transcription by RNA polymerase II. The record is from RefSeq and is a predicted model, not a curated record. The coding region runs from base 130 to 2688 and encodes 852 amino acids. Lineage: Eukaryota; Viridiplantae; Streptophyta; Magnoliopsida; Rosales; Rosaceae. Gene Ontology annotation, molecular function: transcription coregulator activity; chromatin DNA binding; histone H3K9 demethylase activity. Gene Ontology annotation, cellular component: chromatin; histone deacetylase complex.
AACAAAAAACAAAAAGAAAAUAAGAGAGAGCGAGGUGUUCAGCUAUCAGUGACAAUUAUUAUUAUUAGGGCUUCUUCAUCAUCGUCUUCCUUAACCAAUCCAGACCCGCUCAGGCUUUAUAUCUUUGCGAUGGCGCCGAUCUGCAGAGACGGAAUGUUCUCCCGGGUUUAUUACAGAAAGCGGCGGCGGCGGCAAGAAAACGGCGCCGUUUUGGUGGAGAAGGGCAGCGAGGGCAUUCUGGGAAUUGAGGACGAAGAGUCUACUCUGACUCUGGCCGUGAUGUUGAAGAAGCUGCGUGAUAGAAAGAAGACUGCUUUGGAGGGUUUAGAGGGUAAAGAUCUGAUCUUUGGUGAUCAAAUUGAAGGGCAAGAUAGGAAAGUGAAAAAGGGUGAGGAAGGAAGUGUGGGUUUUGGUAGAAUUGAAGAGUGUGUAGUGAAGAAGAAGAAGACAUGUGGUGAAAAGGGUAUGAAGAGUGAGGAGUUUGAGGAAAAUGGGGAUGUGGGUUUUGGUAAAGAGGGAGUGAGAUGUGAAAUUGAAGAGGGUUUAGUGAAGAUUGUUGGAUGGAGCAAAGAUGAUGUCUCUACAAUGUGUCAUCAAUGUCAGAGAAAUGAUAAUGGGAGGGUUGUUCGUUGUCGAGGAUGCCCGAAAAGAGGGGAGAGGAAGAGGUACUGUGUUCCUUGCAUGAAGAAAUGGUACCCCAAUUUAUCAGAAGAGGACUUUGCUGAGGCUUGUCCUGUUUGCCUUGGGAAUUGUAAUUGCAAGAGGUGCUUGCGUUUGGAUUUGCCUCAGAGGUGCUUGAAGAAUCGAGGGUUGGAGAUUGGGGAAGAGGAGAGAGUGGAGCAAUGUAGGUAUUUGGUGCAUCGGUUGCUACCGUAUUUGAGGAGGAUUAAUGAUGAGCAGGUGAGUGAGAUGAAGUUUGAGGCUGGUAAGCAAGGGUUGGUGGAGUUUGAGGGGAUGGAAAUUGCAAAGUCUAAUUGUCGUGUUGGUGAGAGAAUGUAUUGCAACAAUUGCAGGACUUCGAUUUUCGAUUUUCAUAGAAGCUGUCCUGGAUGCCAAUACGAUCUGUGUCUGAAUUGUUGCCGGGAGAUUAGGGGUGGAGAGUUAAAGGGAGGUGGAGUAGAAAGUGUUGAGAUAUAUGAGGAUCGAGGAUUUGAAUGUUUCAAUGGUGAGGCAAAGAUUGUUUGUUGGAAUGGUGUGGGAACUAGGAGGCUGAGGUCUUCUUCUACAAAGCCAAAGUUUGAAUGGAAAGCAGAUGAAGAUGGAAGCAUUUGUUGCCCCCCAGAGCACAUGGAAGGUUGUGGUAAGCAUCAUUUAGAACUUAGAUGUUUGUUUCCUGGAAAUGAAGUCAUGGAGUUGGUAGAGAAAGCUGAAAAAAUAGAUGAGAGCUAUAAACACUUAGAUGCUACUAGUGAGGCUAGUGAAGAAAGUUGUUCGUGUAUAAGCCCCAUGGAUAAUGUGAAGUGUAGAAAUGCAGCUUGUAGAGGUGAUUCCAAAGACAACUAUUUGUUCUGUCCAAGUGCUGAGAGCAUUCAACCGGGGGAUUUUGAGCAUUUUCAGAGGCAUUGGAUGAAAUGUGAGCCUGUUAUUGUGAGCAAUACGCUUGUAAAUGGUUCAGGAUUGAGUUGGGAACCUUUAGUCAUGUGGAGGGCUUUUCGUCAAGUUAAUAAUACUAAGUGUGAGAAGGAGUUGGAAGUCCAGGCCAUUGAUUGCUCGGAUUGGUCUUUCAUCGAUGUCAAUAUGCACAAAUUUUUUACUGGAUAUUCUGAAGGAAUGUUUGAUACAAAGGACUGCCCUCGGAUCCUAAAGCUUAAAGACUGGCCUCCCUCCACUGAUUUUGAUAAACGUCUUCCUCGCCAUGGCAAGGAGUUUGUGAGUUGCUUGCCUUUCAAGGAAUACACUCAUCCAACAGCUAGUACCCUAAACCUUGUUUGCCACUUGCCUAAAAGAGCUGUCAAACCUGACUUGGGGCCCAAGACAUACAUUGCAUAUGGCAUUGCUCAGGAACUUGGACGCGGAGAUUCUGUGACAAAGCUUCACUGUGAUAUGUCUGAUGCAGUGAACAUUCUGACCCAUACUACUGAAGUGACCCUUGAGCCUAAACAUCUUGCUGCUAUGGAAGAGUUGAAGACAAAACACUGGGAGCAAGAUCAGAAGGAGAUUUUUGGAAAUUUUAGCCCAAGGAGGCUCACUGGCAACAAAGAAGUUAAUGAUGCAGGUGAAGGCGGUGCUCUAUGGGACAUUUUCCGUGUACAGGAUGUUCCAAAGCUGGAGCAAUACAUAAAGAAGCAUUGUAGGGAAUUCAGGCACUUUGAGUGUAGGCCAUUGAAGCAGGUCGUUCAUCCGAUACAUGAUCAGACUAUUUACCUGACUAUGGAGCACAAAAGAAAGCUUAAGGCAGAAUAUGGGAUUGAGCCAUGGACAUUUGUACAAAAGCUUGGUGAUGCGGUGUUCAUUCCUGCAGGCUGUCCACAUCAGGUGAGAAACUUGAAGUCCUGCAUUAAAGUUGCCGUGGAUUUUGUUUCCCCUGAAACUGUUGGCCAAUGCUUUCGGCUGACUGAGGAGUUUCGCACUCUGCCGCCAGAUCAUAGAGCAAGUGAGGACAAGUUAGAGGUUAAAAAAAUGAUUGUUCAUGCUGUCUUUGAUGCUGUUAAGAAGAUUUCUGAGGCAAGAUCUCGAUGUAAGGCCUAAAUCUUUGAUAAUGUUUUGAUCAUCACUGUUCAAUGGAAUCAUGCAAUGCCAUAUUGUAACAUAGUUAAGUGACUGUUGUGCUAGAAUGAAUAUUCAUUUUCCUUAGAAAGAUCAUUAAAGGGUUUUGUUAGUCUUCAUC